Molecule: messenger RNA, 1444 nt
Organism: Pundamilia nyererei
Lineage: Eukaryota; Metazoa; Chordata; Actinopteri; Cichliformes; Cichlidae
Gene: cntf
Product: ciliary neurotrophic factor
Exons: 3
Coding region: 543-1145 (200 amino acids)
Biological process (GO): negative regulation of neuron apoptotic process; ciliary neurotrophic factor-mediated signaling pathway
Molecular function (GO): ciliary neurotrophic factor receptor binding
Source: RefSeq, a predicted model, not a curated record
CGCUGUGGUUAGGAGGUCAGUCUCCAUAGCGAUGAUGGCAACUUCUAGUUUCAGCUGUUGAUUUUUUUUUUUUUUGGUCUCUUAUUUGUUAUCAUUGGGGAACACACACACACACACACACACUACUUAAAUUUAGACUAUCUCGGCUCGGUCACUACCAGUAAAUCGGAUAAGCUGCUCAUGAAUAAGUUGAUGAGCUCCUCCUCACUCCUCUCCUCCGCCCCCGCUUGUCCAGUUAAAUUCCUCCAGUCAGGCAUCAAGUUCCCCGGGGAAAGGGCGGAGAUUUGGCCUUAAACUCUGUAAUACAAGUACCGAACUGUAAGCAGAGGAGGUCGGACAAACCGAAGUGGUUUUACGGAAACCUCAGACAAGACUGACUCUGUGGCUCUAAUUAACGCAGCGCUGAGUGGGAGCUGAUGGGCAGGCUGAAAUGAGCCGGGAAUCCGAUGAUAUCGGGAUGAAGCAGGCGUAACCGGGAGUAUAUUAGGGGCUGGUCUGCUCUGCUGCUACCACAAGUGAGCGCGUCUUCAAGUUGAGGUUCAAUGGCAGGGAGGUCGACCAGAGGCAUAAACGGCUCGAAUGGGAGCAGAACCGCGCCGGCAAGGGCCGCUGCUCUAGCCGAUCUGCUGCACUAUGAGUGCUCCACCUUACUGGAACUCUUUAGAAAGAAGGAGAACUUCACCGAGGAUGUGACUGACCGUCGUCUGGUGUCUGUCCCUCCUCCUUCUUCCCAGCUGGAUACCAGAGACAAACUCUGGCGCAUCCACUCGGCGUUGCUACAAUGCCAAAAGUUGCUAGAGAAAGCUGUUGCCAAAGAGGAGGAGGAGCUGGGUGGUGGCAAGAAGGGCAAGUAUGAGAACAAGAGGAAGCUGGUGAAAGAAAGGUUGCCGCUGCUCAUACUUAGCACUGGAGAACUCCUCAAAGCUGCUGAAGGCACGACUUCCCUGACUCCUAGUGUGGAGGGCUUGGAGGUAAAUGUCCCAACCGGUCUGCUUGACCUGAAGCUUUGGGUGUACCGGGUCUACAAAGAGGUCAACUACUGGAGCAAGACGGCUGCCAACACCUUGAAAGACCUGCCCUCGGUCAUCGUCAAGGAAGGAGCAAGGACCACGCGGGCCAGGAACAGGAGAAGCACUCGGAGAUGAGAUGGAGAUGUGGGAAGGGUCGAUGAGGAAGGAAAAAGAUUAGGGAGAUAAAUGGCGGAGAUUGGUGAAGGUAUUGAGAAGGUAGUUGCAGAGCAAGGGGUCCAGUCAACGUCAGGAACAAAGUAAAAGACGGGGAACAGAAAUAGAAACAGCCAGCUGCAAGAGACCGAUUACUACUGACAGGGAGAUGAGAAAACUGGGUUACUGUUCAUUCAUAUAUGUAUAUGAAUGAGAGAGAGGAAAACACCAUGCUGUGACAUUUAUGGCAGAGUGUAGCACAUCUCUAUUCUUUCUUUCUU